Molecule: messenger RNA, 8532 nt
Organism: Carassius gibelio (silver crucian carp)
Lineage: Eukaryota; Metazoa; Chordata; Actinopteri; Cypriniformes; Cyprinidae
Exons: 1
Coding region: 1598-5842 (1414 amino acids)
Biological process (GO): proteolysis
Molecular function (GO): zinc ion binding; nucleic acid binding; aspartic-type endopeptidase activity
Source: RefSeq, a predicted model, not a curated record
UUUUCUAAUAUGUGGAGACUUUUAUUUUGAUGUUUGUCGUGGGCGCCGCCAUUUUGUAGGUUUUGACGAGUUGCACGGAGAGAGCGAGAGAGCGGAGAAGAGCAGCGGUGAGCUGAAAUUGAAUGUUGAUCUCGGGUAGUCAAUCGCGGGAAAAAGUCCCGUUUAGACUCGCGACAUAUAUAAGAGCUGCAUGACGUUGCUUCUGAGUCUUCGUGUAUAUGAACAAGUUUAACGAAGUAAGCGUUAAAAUGAGUUUUCUGCCGUGUUCAUGCAUGAAGCUGGACAAAAGGCCUGUUAGUUUCAUUAAGUCUCAGUCACGUAGGAGUUAAACAGUCUUGUGUUUUCUUUGCUUCAAACAGUUUUUGUUUCAUUUGUUCAAACGAACUUGAAACAUUGAGUGCUGUUACUGAUCGUGUGAAUUAAAAGGUUCGCUGAGUCAUCGGAUAGGGUCGUGCGUUGUUUGUCUUCUCAUUGUGCCUCCAUCAGCUGGGAUUGCGGCCUCGUUGAAUCAAGCUGCCGUCGUCAGGAUCGCGAGGACAAUCGCUGAGGGUUAGUGAGUGAAGAAACAGUACCCUGCCAUCCAUUGGACAUCUUUCAGCACCUCAUUCAUGAACCAAGAGUGGUGAUUAAAAAUAUUUUCCUCUUUUCCUUCUGAAAACUGGUAAGCAAACUGCCAUUUUCUGUAAGUGAGUCAUCUGAACUGUGAAAUCAUACAGAUAUUUUGAUGGAACUGUGAUCAGUGAAUUUUCCUGCGAAGGGAUUCAUAGUCUUUCUUUUGUGUACAUAACUGAACUUUUUGGGACUGUGAACUCCAUAUAUGGAUAGAUUAUAACUUUUCACCUUUCAUUUCCUGGAUUUUUGAAUUGGAUCUUGGAUUUUUGAGCCGGAUUGAAGUGAACUUCAAAGUGUACUUUGUUUGAAAGGUUGAGUUAACUGUGAAACGUUUUGUUUAAGGUUACUUACAAUAAGUGACACUGAUUCUUACUUUCCUCAGAUUGAACUGUAACUGACACAAAUCUGUUGAUUUUUCAUCUCUAUUAUUUUCAACAUUUAUUUCACUUUGAUUUGUCUACACUUGAAAUUGUUUUGUAAACUUUGUGAAAACAAGGAAAACGUAAUCAUUUAAAAUCUUGCAGUACAAAUAAAUGUAAAAUUUGUUUGUUAACUGAAAACUGUUUAUGCUAAUUUUGAGUCACUUAUACUAAGGAGUGGGGGCGUCUUACCUAUCCUGUUAGAUUCAGGGGAGGGCGGGUUUUGCAGUUAACUUGGUUUACCUCCUGAGUUUUCUACAUACACACACUUCAGGUGGCUGCCGUGUAUUGAGUAAAUCCUGAAGCCCACCUCGCUGAUUCUUGAGCAUUACACAUUGCAACACGAUAGACACAACAUACAACUAGUCUAACAGUUGUACAAAGACUAAAAGCAUUGGGUGGGGGGACUAGGAUCCUGUUGCUCACUCAGUCAUCCUUAGUAUAGUGCUGAAUAUUUCCCCCCACAAGGCGGUGGCAUAUUCCCCUCCGCCACAUAUUGGCGUCACGAACAGGAUCAAUUCCUGGUUCCUGAUUCAGUGUAAGUUCAUGGUCCUAGAGCCGACACUAUGGCUGAACUGGACGAGUUAAAGAAACAGUUUGAAGAGAUGCAAAGGCGUUUCGGUGAGCAGACAUGCAUGUUAGAGCAAGCCAGAGCCGAACAGAGAGAGGCGCUUUCCCUCGCUAAAACUGUUAUUGAACAACAGGCUGCCGCUCAGAGAGCACCAUCUACUGUUUACAUCCCUAGGGAUCGUAAGCUUCCAGAGUUCACCGGAUGUCGUUCCAAGCCUGGUGAGUUGAGUAUAGAAGAAUGGAUAAGUUCAAUGAAGUCCGCCUUCAAGGUGAUGAAAAUUCCUGAAGAAGACAGAAUUGAGUUUGUUAAGCAGUAUUUAAAAGAUGAGGCUAAGAUGACAGUCAAGAUCACACUCAACGGAAAGGAGAAGUCAGUGGAUGAGAUUUUCGAUGCUUUGGAUCAGACUUAUGGGGACAAACUUCCCAUUGGCAGCAGACUGAAAGAGUUUUAUGACCGCAAACAAAUGCCUGGAGAAACAAUCCGUUCUUAUGCUUAUGACUUGCAGGAGAAGCUAAGUAUCAUCCAGAGUCGAGAGCCGUCUAGAGUUCCUGAUGCUGAUGGAGUUUUGAAGGAACAGCUUGUGUUGGGCCUGAAAGACGAUUCGCUACGGCGUGAAAUGAAGAGGAGAGUUAAAACUGAGAAGGACCUGACAUUCAUCCAGCUUAUGCAGGAAGCUAUUACUUGGUCUGAAGAAGAGGAGGUGCAGGUUCCAAGCAAUCCGAGAACGAGUACUCGUCCACGUGGUGUCGUUCAUGCUACCACUGCAACAGAGAGCUCUUCAGCCCCUCUCACCCUGGAGUCACUCCAUGAAGCCAUUCAACAGAUAGCUGCCCGACAAGAAGAACUGUUUCAGAUGGUAAACAGCAAAGAAAAAUUGAAACCUGCAGUGAAGGAAAACAAGGCAAAAAGUGCACCUUUGAAAGAUAGUGAAGGAAGGUACAUCUGUUAUACGUGUGGUAAGCCAGGACACACAAGCCGACGUUGUCUUCAGAGCAGAGAAAACUCUAGUAGAGUGCAACCUAACACAGCAGAGAUAGAAAAGACAGCUGACAGAGACACUUCAGUGCUAGAGAGUCCAGGUCCAUCUGUUAUAAGAAGUCAUACUGCAGACUGUGAUACAGAGAACGUUUCCAAGUCACUUUGUGAAAGUGCUUUUGGUGAUUGUAUAACCAUUGAGGUGAAAAUUGCGGGAAUCAGAACAAUCUGUCUCUUGGACACAGGGUCAGAAGUGACUACUAUCACCGAGUCACAUUUUAAGAAUCACUUUGGAGAAGUUGUUCUGUCGUCUGCCAACUGGGUCCGACUUACAGCAGCAAAUGGCCUAGACAUUCCCAUCAUUGGAUGUCUGGAAGCAGACAUAGAGUGUUUUGGGAAGACGUUGCAUGAAAAGUGCGUGUUUGUGAUCAAAGAGAGCGAUUCUAAUGGGACAGAAUUGAAAGGAUUGCCUGGCAUUAUUGGGAUGAAUGUGUUGAGUGAAGUUAAUGAUCUAUUCAUGACUACUAAAGACAUGAAGAAGAUGGACAGGUAUAGCCAUGGUUUUAGGGAGGCAAAAGUCCAGCGAGUUUUAGCUAACAUAAAGAUGCAGACUGAGGCACUGAGUUGUGGUGACAAGAUUGGCUUUGUGAAGGUUGCUGGGAAGCAAUCAGUAACUAUUCCACCAUUCAGUGAACGUGUUUUAGAAGGCCGCUGCAGGAUACCACCAAAAGUGAGCUGUCAAGUGUUGGUUGAGGCCUCGUCAAAUGUCAGUUUGCCUAAGAGUGUUCUGAUUGCUAAUGUGCUUGCUAAGACUGCCGAUGGUAAAGUUCCAGUCAGAGUGUUAAAUUCUAGUGAAAAGCCUGUAAAGCUCCCACCACGAUGUAGGAUCGCAGCACUGUCCAAGCCCCAGGAAGUUCUGCCAAGGGUGCUCGUCGAGUUUGAGGAAAAAGAGAAUGCUUUGCAUGUUAAAGCUGUGCAGCAACAUAAGGUGAAGGCAGAGAUAAGCACUUCAGAACAGCUGCCAGUUCCAGUGCAAAUUAAUCUAGAGAACCUCACAGAAACACAACGUUGCAAACUCCAAAACUUACUGGCUAAGCACAGUGAUGUGUUUUCAAAGAACGAUUGUGACUUCGGUUAUACAACUGCUGUCACACAUAGUGUCCCAACAGGAGAUGCUCCUCCCAUUAAGCAAAGACAUCGCAGAAUCCCACCUCAGGUUUUUCAGGAAGUGAAAAAACAUGUUCAAGAUUUAGUAUCUCAAGGUAUUCUCAGAGAAAGCUGUAGCCCAUGGGCAUCUCCAGCUGUGAUUGUGAUCAAGAAGGAUGGCAGCGUACGCUUUUGCUGUGAUUACAGAAGGUUGAAUAAAGUGACCUGCAAAGAUGCUUAUCCUCUCCCUCGUGUGGAGGAAUCGUUGGAUGCCUUGGGAAAUGCACAGCUGUUCUCCACACUUGAUCUUACCUCCGGGUAUUUCCAAGUAGCGAUGAGUGAGGAGGAUAGAACAAAGACGGCGGUCACCACUCCCUUUGGACUGUUUGAAUGGACCAGGAUGCCAUUUGGACUUUGCAAUGCACCUGCAACAUUCCAGCGUCUGAUGGGGGUGGUGCUCGGUGAUCUAACGUUUGACAUACUGCUCAUCUACCUUGAUGACAUCAUUGUUUUUUCGAAAGACUUCGAAACCCAUUGUCAAAGACUGGAAAUAGUAUUCAAUCGAUUGAGACAGCAUGGUUUGAAACUGAAACCCAGCAAGUGUUUCCUUUUGAAACCCGAAGUGAAAUUCUUGGGUCACCUUAUUUCUUCCCAGGGAAUAAAGGUGGAUGGAGAGAAAACUCAGGUUUUGGAAUCCUGGCCUGCACCCACGAAUGUCAGAGAGUUAAGACAGAUCCUUGGAUUCAUGAGUUACUACAGGAGGUUUGUUCCUGGUUUUGCUCAGUUAGCCCGGCCCCUUCAUGCCCUGGUUGGUAAAGGAGGGAAAGAGAAAAUCAUUGAACCCCUUAACUGGACAACAGAAUGUCAAACUGCAUUUGACAAACUCAAGCAGUGUUUAAUGUCUCCGCCAGUUCUCGCGUACCCAGAUUUCAGUCAGUCUUUUGUACUCACAACUGAUGGAAGCCUGCAUGGUCUUGGAGCUGUGUUAAGUCAACGACAAGGAGGGGUUGAGCGUGUGAUUGCGUAUGCAAGUCGGGGUCUUCGUGGAUCAGAAAAGAAUGAUAGAAAUUACAGUGCUUUCAAGCUAGAGCUACUUGCCUUGAAAUGGGCUGUAACUGAAAAGUUCAAAGAAUACCUGAUCUACUCCAAGUUCUCUGUGAUAACUGAUCACAACCCUUUGCGCUACUUGGCGACCGCUAAUUUAGGAGCUGUUGAACAACGGUGGAUAGCUCAGUUGUCAGAAUUUGAUUUUGAAGUCUACUACAAACCAGGACGGCAAAACACAAAUGCCGAUGUGUUAUCACGGAUUCCAUCCAGUGAGGAGCCUGAGCAAGAGGACUCUGCUAAAGACUUCAUUAGGAUGAAUUCAGAUGAAGUGCGUGCAUGUUUAUGGCCAGUUGCCAACAAGCAUCAGAUAGUACAAGCAUCGGUUCAGGUAUCAGUGACAAGGAAAGUCCCCGGAUAUAGCUGGAGUGAUAUAGAAGAGCAACAAAAGAUCGACCCUCAUAUAGCUCCUAUAUACCGUGCUGUACUAACCAACAAGAACUUGAGUCCAGUUGAGCAACGCAAUAUGGAUGUUGAGUUAAAAAAGCUUUCUAGACAAUUCACACGACUCAAGCUUAAAAAAGGAGUGAUGUUCCGUUCCAUCUUUGAUCCCCGGGACGGAGAAGAAAUUUGUCAAUUAGUGGUUCCAGAACCCUUGCGUUACAAAGUGUACGAGAGUCAGCAUGAUCAUUGUGGCCAUUUUGGAGAAAGAAGCACGCUGGAGCGCAUGAGGCGGAGCUAUUACUGGCCGACAAUGAGUAAGGAUAUUCAAAACUGGAUUCAGGAAUGCAAGAGAUGUGCCCUUGCUAAAGACGUUUUUCCUAAAAUACGAGCCCCAAUGACAUGUACUAAUGUAUCUGCCCCGCUGGAAGUCCUUGCUAUGGAUUAUACAGUCUUGGAGGAAUCUUUGGGAGGAUAUGAAAAUGUCCUCGUCCUAACUGACAUGUUUACUCGUUUCACGGUAGCCAACCAGAAAUCAGACCGCUCAUACCACUGCAAAAGCCCUUGUGCAGCAUUGGUUUGUCCACUACGGCUGUCCUGCACGACUACAUUCCGACCAAGGUCGAUGUUUUGAAGCGAAUGUCAUCAAAGAACUGUGUAAAGUCUAUGGAAUCGGAAAGAGUCGCACCACUCCGUAUCAUCCACAGGGUAACUCCCAGUGCGAAAGAUUUAAUAGAACCAUGCAUGAUAUGCUAAGGAUGUUACCCCCGGAAAAGAAAAGGAAUUGGAAACAGUAUCUGCCCGAGUUGGCGAUGGCAUACAAUAGCCGAAUCCACACUUCAACUGGCUAUUCGCCAUUCUAUUUAAUGUUUGGGAGGGAUGCCAGAAUGCCGAUGGAUAUCCUGAAUGGGAGAGACUUGGAGGACAGUAGAGCUGACAAUCUUGAUGAUUGGGUGAAAAACCAUCAUGAUAGAUUAAAGACCGCUGUUGAAGUAGCCAACUCAGCAGCACAGGAAGCUUCAAGGCGAAGAAAAAGAGCUUAUGAUCGGAAAUCGCAUGCCGCACUUAUGAGACCUGGUGACCGUGUUCUGUUACGGAAUCAUUCACAUAGGGGAAGGAAUAAGAUACAAGACCAUUGGGAACCCUUGCCUUACACUGUAGUGAAACAGAAUCACGCAGACACUCCAGUUUACACCAUUCGCCCAGAGAAAGGGGGCCCAUGUAAAGUUGUACAUAGGGAUCAACUCAAGCCUUGCACUUUUCAGUCAUCACUACCACCUUGCACAUCUAGACGUGAAUCUAGAGCACACAUAGGUCAGGCACACACUGAUUCAGAAGAUUCUGAUGUUCUUCCAGUCCCUGUUGUUACAUUUGCACCCGCUACACUCACAGACACACAAGGUAGAAGGGCAGGUGGGGAUGAAUCAGAGAUAGGUAUCAGGGACCAUGUCGAUGAAAUGUCAGCUGAUGAUUCAGUAGAACAGUCUGUACUUGAGUCUAUGAGUUCAGGUGGCUCCGAAGCUGAAAGUGAAAAUGAAAGUAUUACUGAACCUAGACGUUCACAGCGUUUGAACAGAGGUACUUUACCCGUUAGGUAUAGGACUGACUAUGUCUUGAAAUAAGCUUAUGUCAACCUGAAGGUUUGUAUGUUUCUUUUAAUAUGAAGGUUUUUCAAUCUUGCUAAUUGAAAGUGUUUAAUUGCUGUACUUGAUGUUUUCUUGUGUGGAAAGAAUAUUUACCUGCUAUUCUCUGUCAUUUAUUUUUCAGGACUGAGUUGCUGAAUGGAAGUCCGGUGGCAUGGCAGGGUUUAGCAGGGGGGAAUGUAGGGGAUUUACAUUUUUCUAAUAUGUGGAGACUUUUAUUUUGAUGUUUGUCGUGGGCGCCGCCAUUUUGUAGGUUUUGACGAGUUGCACGGAGAGAGCGAGAGAGCGGAGAAGAGCAGCGGUGAGCUGAAAUUGAAUGUUGAUCUCGGGUAGUCAAUCGCGGGAAAAAGUCCCGUUUAGACUCGCGACAUAUAUAAGAGCUGCAUGACGUUGCUUCUGAGUCUUCGUGUAUAUGAACAAGUUUAACGAAGUAAGCGUUAAAAUGAGUUUUCUGCCGUGUUCAUGCAUGAAGCUGGACAAAAGGCCUGUUAGUUUCAUUAAGUCUCAGUCACGUAGGAGUUAAACAGUCUUGUGUUUUCUUUGCUUCAAACAGUUUUUGUUUCAUUUGUUCAAACGAACUUGAAACAUUGAGUGCUGUUACUGAUCGUGUGAAUUAAAAGGUUCGCUGAGUCAUCGGAUAGGGUCGUGCGUUGUUUGUCUUCUCAUUGUGCCUCCAUCAGCUGGGAUUGCGGCCUCGUUGAAUCAAGCUGCCGUCGUCAGGAUCGCGAGGACAAUCGCUGAGGGUUAGUGAGUGAAGAAACAGUACCCUGCCAUCCAUUGGACAUCUUUCAGCACCUCAUUCAUGAACCAAGAGUGGUGAUUAAAAAUAUUUUCCUCUUUUCCUUCUGAAAACUGGUAAGCAAACUGCCAUUUUCUGUAAGUGAGUCAUCUGAACUGUGAAAUCAUACAGAUAUUUUGAUGGAACUGUGAUCAGUGAAUUUUCCUGCGAAGGGAUUCAUAGUCUUUCUUUUGUGUACAUAACUGAACUUUUUGGGACUGUGAACUCCAUAUAUGGAUAGAGUAUAACUUUUCACCUUUCAUUUCCUGGAUUUUUGAAUUGGAUCUUGGAUUUUUGAGCCGGAUUGAAGUGAACUUCAAAGUGUACUUUGUUUGAAAGGUUGAGUUAACUGUGAAACGUUUUGUUUAAGGUUACUUACAAUAAGUGACACUGAUUCUUACUUUCCUCAGAUUGAACUGUAACUGACACAAAUCUGUUGAUUUUUCAUCUCUAUUAUUUUCAACAUUUAUUUCACUUUGAUUUGUCUACACUUGAAAUUGUUUUGUAAACUUUGUGAAAACAAGGAAAACGUAAUCAUUUAAAAUCUUGCAGUACAAAUAAAUGUAAAAUUUGUUUGUUAACUGAAAACUGUUUAUGCUAAUUUUGAGUCACUUAUACUAAGGAGUGGGGGCGUCUUACCUAUCCUGUUAGAUUCAGGGGAGGGCGGGUUUUGCAGUUAACUUGGUUUACCUCCUGAGUUUUCUACAUACACACACUUCAGGUGGCUGCCGUGUAUUGAGUAAAUCCUGAAGCCCACCUCGCUGAUUCUUGAGCAUUACACAUUGCAACACGAUAGACACAACAUACAACUAGUCUAACAGUUGUACAAAGACUAAAAGCAUUGGGUGGGGGGACUAGGAUCCUGUUGCUCACUCAGUCAUCCUUAGUAUAGUGCUGAAUAUU